AUGGCAGUGAGAACUAAAAAGAGCAAGAGCAGUAACACCAAGAAGGAAGCCUCCUCCAAUGGGCCAUCCUCAUCUACCAGAAGUAAGACCAAUAAGGGAAACACUAAGCAAUCUGCUGAAACUGAGAUCAUUCCAGUAGAGAGAGUUAUGAACGCUGUUAAGAGCUUGCAAGAAUACUUGAAAGAACAUGGAACUGACGAGAGUUCGUUGCUUGACGAUUCGGAACUAAAGUCUCAAUUGCAAUUGGUUGUCGUCAACACCGAAUCGUUUUCUGGUUCUUUGAAGAAUUUCAAGCCUAAACUAGUCACAGUCCCACACUCCGUUUAUAAGCCAUGGAAGGAAGCAAGUACUACUAUGGUGAAAGAUUUCAAGACUCUAUUGAUUUUAAAGGAUGCUGACGCCAAUGCUGUAUCAUCAGAUGAUCUAAUCGAUCUACUUCCAGAACAUAUUACCAUCGAUUCUAUCGUGACUGGUAAGGAUUUGAAAACAAAAUACAAAGCAUUCGAAAAGAGACGUGCUUUUGUACAGGACUUCUCUUUGAUCUUGGCUGACGACUCCAUCGUAACAGCGUUGCCAAAACUAUUAGGAGGAAAGGCUUACUCUAAGCUAAGCACUACUCCAAUUGCUAUCAAUACAAGAUCGGAUAACAAGUUCAACAAAACAACUUUGGUAAAUAGCAUCAAGAAGGUUUACGAUACAAAGAUCCCAACCAAGAUCCCAAGAGGAAACACUCUAAAUGUUCACCUAGGUUCUUUGGAAUGGUUCUCACCAGAACAAUUAGCCGAAAACAUCGUAUCAGUUGCUAAGCAGUUUAUUGAAAAGUACAACAUUAGAACAGUCCUACUAAAAUCAAACGAGUCUCCAGUCUUGCCAUUAUACGUGAACCUCGAUGUGUUGGAUACCUUGGUUAAAUCCAAGCAAGAUUCAAAGGUCUCCGUCGAAUCUGACGUUGUUGAAAUCGACGGUGUUGAGAUACAGCUAUCUCAAUUCGACAAGUCUUUGUUGCAAAUUGCUAAUCCUGAUGAACUAGACACCCUAUUUGCCAAGCAAAUCAAACAAGCAAAGAGAAACUUGGAAGAAGUGGAGAAAGAAGAAGAGAAAGAGAAGGAACACAAGGAAGUAGCCCAUGUGUCAAACAAGAAACAAAAGAAGGCCGCUAAAUAG
Molecule: messenger RNA, 1164 nt
Organism: Kluyveromyces marxianus DMKU3-1042
Lineage: Eukaryota; Fungi; Ascomycota; Saccharomycetes; Saccharomycetales; Saccharomycetaceae
Gene: CIC1
Product: Cic1p
Exons: 1
Coding region: 1-1164 (387 amino acids)
Source: RefSeq, a predicted model, not a curated record